This is a messenger RNA of Tachysurus vachellii, 2732 nucleotides long. RefSeq names its product gamma-glutamyltransferase 5a (gene ggt5a). Gene Ontology annotation, biological process: glutathione catabolic process; leukotriene D4 biosynthetic process; inflammatory response. Lineage: Eukaryota; Metazoa; Chordata; Actinopteri; Siluriformes; Bagridae. Gene Ontology annotation, molecular function: leukotriene-C(4) hydrolase activity; glutathione gamma-glutamate hydrolase. The record is from RefSeq and is a predicted model, not a curated record. Gene Ontology annotation, cellular component: plasma membrane. The transcript is spliced from 12 exons. Bases 21 to 1691 code for a protein of 556 amino acids.
GUGUGUGUCACAUCGCAGACAUGCCCCGCAGGAGGAAGGAUCGCCUGCGAGCAGGUGUGUGUUUCGCUGUAAUCUUCAUCGUUCUCAUCCUCAUCCUCAUCAUCGUCUGUACAGUAAAGUCCCCUGAGUCACAUGAGUGUAACCGGGGGAUGUUCAGGAAAGCAGCUGUGGCUGCAGACUCACAAAUCUGCUCCAGCAUCGGCCGUGAUGUCCUGCGCUCUGGAGGUUCAGCUGUAGAUGGCGCUAUAGCUGCUCUAAUAUGUACAUCAGUAAUAAAUCCCCAAAGUAUGGGCCUUGGGGGAGGAGUAAUAUUCACCAUCAGGGAGAAAACCGGUAAAGUGAAGGUCAUUAACGCACGGGAAACAACACCAAGGAAGUUUAAAGCAGAUCUGCUCUCUGAGUGCUCCAAUGUUACUGGUGUUCAUUGGGUUGGGGUUCCUGGAGAACUGCGUGGUUAUGAGCGUGCUCAUCGUCUGUACGGUCGUUUGCCCUGGAAACGUCUGUUUGAGCCGACGAUUAGUUUGGCCAAAAGGGGGGUUAAAAUCUCCCCAUUGCUCCACCAGUAUCUGUCUGUCUUAAAAGAACAGCGGACUGCACUGAGUCAGUUGUUUAUGUACCCAAACGGAACACUGAUGAAGGAGGGAGACACUGUGAAGUUUGUGAAACUCACUGAGACGCUGCAGAAGAUUGCAGAUGGUGGAGCUGAGGAGUUUUACAGAGGAGACGUUGCUCAGGCUCUCGUGAGAGAUGUUCAGGCAGCAGGUGGAAGUCUCACACUGGAGGAUCUGAGCUCAUUUACCGUGACUGAAUCAGAAGCCUGGACUAUUUCUUUGGAUAAAUACCUGAUGUUCUUUCCUCCGCCACCAGCAGGAGGAGCCUUGCUCAGCUUCAUCCUCAAAGUCAUGGAGGGUUAUAAAAUGGACCCAACAUCUAUCCAUGUUGAUGAGAGGGUGCUAACAUACCACCGCUACAUCGAAGCGUGCAAAUUUGCUAACGGACUGAAGCAGUUCAUCAAAGACCCAAAGUUCUCCUCAGAUAAGGAAGCACACGCUCUGAUUGGGGCGGAGUUUGCUGAACGUGUGAGGCUGUUGAUCAGCAGCAAUAUUACCCAUGAUGCUCAGUACUACAACAUCAACCCACACCCUGACACUCAGGGAACCACACACAUCUCUGUGCUAGCUGAAGACGGGAUGGCCGUGUCCGUCACCAGCACCAUCAAUCACAUAUUUGGUUCCAGAGUUUUAUCUCCUAACACAGGAGUCCUCCUGAACAACGAGCUCGCUGACUUUUGUGGCAGAACAAAGCACAUUCACCCAGGAGAGAAGCCACCCUCCUCCAUGGCGCCGGUGAUCCUCUACUCCUCGUUUGAAAAACACACUCUGGUAAUCGGAGCUUCAGGAGGCAGUAUGAUCACCAUGGGCUUGGCCACGGCACUGAUGAAUUACCUGUGGCUGGGGAAAACUCUUAAAGACUCCAUUGCAUCACCUGUCGUGUAUGUGGAUGGAAAAAGUGAACUCUCAUUUGAGAAGGCAUUUAAUCAGGAUGUGAUUAAGGCUCUGCAGCAACUCGGCCACACCGUCGUCUCUCGAUCAUAUUUCUACAACACAGUAAACGCUGUGUCCAAACACGAAGAUGAGUGUGUUAAUGCGAUUUCUGACAAGCGCAAAAAGGGGGAACCUGCUGGAUACUGAACCAUACACACUUACACACACACACACACACACACAUAUACACACACACACACACACACACUUAUACACACACACACACACACUUACACACACACACACUUACACACAGACACAGACACACACAAACACACACUUACACACACACACACUUACACACAGACACACACACACACUUACACACACACACACACUUACACACAGACACACACACACACACACACACAGAUACACACACACACUUACACACACACACACACUUACACACAGACACACACACACACACACACUUACACACACACACACACACACACACACACACGGAGUAACACAUGCAAAAAGGGGGAAAUUGCUAGAUACUGAACCACACGCACACACACUUACACACGCACACACUCUUAAACAUGCAUAUACACACACUUACACACCCACACACUUACACACACACAUACGCGCACACACUUACACACUCACACACACUUACGCACACACACACAAACACACACACACGGAGGAACACACACACACAGAGGAACACACGCAAAAAGGGGGAACCUGCUAGAUACUGAACCACACGCACACACACACACACACUCACACACACACACUCACACACACACACACAUCUUAUUUAUCUAUGUGUAACUCUGACAUAUAGAAUAAUUUGUCUUUAAUGUCCUUUUAUAUUGUUGAUUUUUUAUGUCAUUAUGAAUGUCAUUAUGAAUAUUUUGAGAUUUCUCCCCUGACGUCCUCAACUCUUUCCUGUGUUAUUUAUUAUUGUGUGUUUGUGGGAUUCUGUGUUUACAAAACCGUCAGACUGUCAAUCUUUAAAACAGAUAUAAAGGGCUGCGUCCCAAACCUCAGCACUACUAAACAUUCAGUACAGAGCUUUAAAGAGCUGAUGAGGACAUUCAGUAGAAUGAAACUGUAGAACUGAAUGGAGUUAUGUUUGUUUUGUAACCUGAAUCUACUGUUCUUACUUUUUAUUUGAUUUCAUUUAAUUCUUAAAUUUAAUCUGCAAAUAUAGACUGCAUUUGUUUCCUA